Messenger RNA from Pocillopora meandrina, 15164 nucleotides. The record is from the annotation of a GenBank genome assembly. NCBI's taxonomy places the organism in Eukaryota, Metazoa, Cnidaria, Anthozoa, Scleractinia, Pocilloporidae.
UUAUGAUCUCAAGCAACAAUGGCGUCUUUGAAGGACUUGUGCUGUAGUCUUCCAGUUGAUCCGCUCCCACCGCCGAGAGAACGUGACAAUUCUGUUCCCCAUGCGCCUGUUAGGACUGUAAAUCUUACUGCAGAUGAACGGAGGGUAUGCCUUUUUUUUCUGUGAUUGAAAUCUUUUAGGAUAAGAAGAUCUUGAGGAGAUCUUUGUGGUAACAUUCUCUCUCCUAACCGCUUGCAUUUGCAUGGAUUUCUGUUAUGUAACGCUCAAGCUUUAACUAUUGAUCGACGAAGCUUAUUUUUUUGACGGAGUAUCACAUGAGCAUUAAAAAGUCACGCGUACAUGUAAUUAUGCGUUUUAAUCAUGUUGGAGAAAAUGUCAUAUCUGUUCUGGAAUAGAUUAUUUCUGCACACGUUCUCUUGUGUACCCAAAGUCUAGAAGGCGCAGACCACUAAUUUUAUCCAUCGUUAAAAUAUAAGAUUUCCAUUUAAUUCCAAUUUAAUCAAUCGUUGCCUUCACCAUGCAAAUAACGUUGUCACAAUCGAGUAUCAAUGCUAUCAUUUUGUUAAUUUCAUGACAAAUAUUGAUGUCAAUAAAUGGUUAUAGCGGGUUUCGCCCAUAACGAGUUUCGCACAUAUCGUUUCGCCCAGAACGAGAAUGGUUUCGCCCAGAACAAUAAAGGUUUCGCCCAUAAGUAAAACUUCUACACUCUCACUCGGAAAACGUCAACCUUAUAAACGUUUGUAUGCACAGAAUGAAGAAAAGUGACUUGACCUGAGAUCAUGAAAUUUUGAAACGAACAAGUUACUGUUGAAACGAACAAGUCAAUUAUAGCUUUCACUGUGGAGCGGGGAUUGUUAAGGUAAUUCGCGCACGAAAUACUGCAGAGACGGUUUGUCGUAAAAGCAUUGCUAUGAUUUUUGCAUCACUUUUCUUCUCGAGAAUUAAAUUAAACGCUUUUGAAAACACUUGCGCGUGGAACAUAUCAUCGUUGCAAAUCUUUUGUACACGGAAGAUAAGUUCCGCACGCCAGCUUAUGAAUACAUGUGAAUACGGUUUCGUGAAUACUAAAACAAAGGAAUCGAGAGUUAAAGAUUGUAUUUCUGACAUAGGUAACGGCAACAUAUAAUUGGAAAAGAGAUAGAAACUAGUCAAGUUCAUGAGUGCGCGCGCGUGGAAUAGCUUUACUACUCCGACGAAGCGUGCAGUACGAAAGCUUUAACUUAAAGGAAAUUACCGUCUUGCACAAACAAUCUCAAUCAAACCUUAUCAAUAGAAUUUGAAAAGCUUACUCUUGCAAAAAUAUCUCACCUGUUCGCUUAUCAAUAGAUUUUCACUCUUGCAAAAAAAAUUUCACCUUUUCACUAGUCAAUAGAAUUUGAAAAGAACCGAAAAUUUGAAAAAAUUUAGAUUAUUAUGAACAUUGUAUGAACAGAAAACAAAAGCCCGUUACCGGGCUCAUCUAAAGCAUUGUCUAACCCCCUUUAUAAUCCUAUGUCAGUCUAACCAAUCAAUUUACAGAAUUUCUCCCAUUCUCGUUAUGGGCGAAAGUACAAUAUCAACCAGAUAAGUGGUAAGAAUAAAGAAAAAUAACAAUUUGGAGAUAAUUAGUUGAUCCAAUACUAAAUUCUCUGAUCGAACAUUAUAAGAAUUGUAUGAUUGACAGUAAGGAGAAUUACAAAUUUGAUCUGGGAGUUAAAGGGUUAAAUAAGAGCAGGUGUUGGAAAGUUGACAAAGUACAUGCAUUAAGUUUAGAAAAACAAGAAAUUAAAAUUACAUGUGAAUGUUGAAAUUAAAUUGUUACACUCACUCUUUUUGUAAAAGUAAGAGAAAAUUAAAGGGUCUUUUUUUGAUGCAGAUACCAUAGUUAAUAGACUUCCAGCAUGCCAAGAAAUUACUUAAAAAACUGAGCAGUGAAAAUAGCUUUAAAUAUUGAUCGCCAAAGUGACCGACACCUAAGGACAACACCCUUAAGCAUGUUAGUUUGUAUGGUCAGAAUUCUUUGUCAAGUUUUUUUUUCCAGAAGUUGUUAUCCUCCUUACAUUGUACACUCUUGAAAUCAUGGAAUUUUGAUGUAAACAGUUAUUUCAGAUGAAAAAUUUUUAUAACAGUGUAUUGUCAUUUACUAAUUCACGACAACAAUAUGAUAUUGAUAAGAUAGAUUUCAUUGUGACAUAAUGUUAAACAAAGGCCUAAAUCCUAUUGUUAAGUGAAUAGUGGAGACGCUGUGGCCAAACAGUGAGGGCAAUGGACUCCAAGAAUUCCACAGAUAUUUCUACAGUGUUUGACCUUGGUGGACCAUUCUUUUAUGCUUUGGGGCUAGACACUUCUCUCUCACAGAUAUUCCUUUCACCUAUAAAUGACAGGAUAAGUACUGAGAGGGGGUUAUAACCUGCAAUUGCCUGGCUUCCUAUCCAGGAGGAGUUGUGAUACUGCCUGAUGGCAUGGAAACUAGAUUAGGUCUAACAAGAUAAAUUAAUUUUAUCAACUGAGUUGAUAAUGUAAAUUGGCUACUGAAAAGAGUUUGUAAAGCUGAUGUUUUUACCAUUAGCCCUUUGCUUCUUGCCCUAACAAAGGACUAACGCUGGAAACAUCAAAUCAGUUGAUAAAACCAGAUUAUCUUGUUUUACUCUCCAACCAAAGCAACACCACAGUUUCUUCAGAAACUUACCCCUUUAUCUUAGGCACAAACCAGAUGCAUCAGAGAUUGCAAUAUUUGUUAUGUGUUCAUGCCGAAGCUCAGAAAAUUGAAAGAGUUGAGAGGGAAUCAAAGAGGAUUGUCCAUAUUUUGUACAAACCUAAAAAUUAUUUUGUCAGAGAGGAAAGGGUUUGAAUGAUAACAGAAAAUAUGCAAAAAAAAAACAAGUUAAAACAAAAAUGAAAGAGCAUUAAAUCAGGUGAUUUUAGAAUGUACAGGAUUGUGAAGGAAUACAGAUUUUUAUUGCAUAAGUGGUAAGUUUGACAUUUUGUCUUUUCAUUUACAGUUAGCACUGCAGAAUGCCUUGAGAUAUUUUCCACAUACAUGCCACUGUGUUCUUGCCCCAGAGUUUGCUGCAGAGUUGAGACAGUAUGGACACAUUUACAUGUAUCGGUUUAGACCUGACAUUCAAAUGAGGUAAGUAUACAAUAUUAUGUUUUAAUCAAUGGAAGUAUGUCCAUAUCUGCGAACAUUAGCCAAGUACUUUAGGAUUUUAAUGUGAAUUUUACUGAUUACCUGACAAUAUUAGUCAAUAACCCUAAGAAAAAUAUAAAAAAUUAAAAAGUAUACUGGUAUGUAAAAAAAUUUAGAAAAAGUGUAACAAUUUCAGGGUGUUGGUUCAGUCACAAAUUGCCAUUGAGGGUCUAAAGUGUAAUUAUAAGGCUAUGCUUUUCAUAUGUAGGCGUCUUAAACAGUAUAUGGAUGGGAUCAUUGUGAUAUUUUUCAGAUGCUUUUCUAAUAAAUUUCCCAUACAUUCAUGUAACUUUCGCUUGCAUUAGAAAUUUUCAUGCAAAAUAAAAAUAAGUUAUAUGGAGACUUUGUCUAGAUUUUACAAUUAAAAUGGAAUGGUAUACAAAUUUUGACAGUUAUUGUCAGUGAUUAACUUUUCUUUUUUGAAUUUAUAUCAUGUUUCAUGAUUAUUCAGGGCUUAUCCUAUUGAUGAAUAUCCAGCGAGGUCCAGACAAGCUGCUGCUAUUAUGCUGAUGAUAAUGAACAAUUUAGAUCCCAGAGUUGCCCAAGUAAGCUCAUAUAUUACAUUCAAAAUGGUGCUGCUGUUUCAGAAUGGCAGUCUUGUCAUGGUGGCACUGGAUUGCACAUUGAUAAUUCAGAGGUCAAGCCCUAACCACCUUAAUAAGCUCUCCAUGGGAAAGAUAUUUCUCUUUCACACAAAGCCUCCCGCUACACAGAAUUAUACAUGUAAAUAGCUAGAUAAUGGUUGGUGAACUGCUAAUGAAAAAGUGAUGAAUUAAUAAUUAGAUUGAGGGGGGAGGGUGUGCCCCAUAAUGGACUAGCAUCUCAUCUAAGAUUCACUUUGUGUAGUAGAAACUGGGGUAAGCUUAGAUUAACUGUUAUAUUUCUAAACAUUCACUGAGGCACAAACUUAAGCAACAGAAAGUUACCUUGCACACCCAAUCACACAACUGCAAACAUGCUCUCUAUGUCACAUGGCCCAAGUUUUACUGUGGCAUAACUCCCAAAUGUUAUGCACACACUACAGUCAGAUCUACCAGAUCUUAAUUAUUAUUUUCUACUGGCAUUUUCUCCUUUUUAGUUCCCUCAUGAGCUUGUAACAUAUGGAGGCAAUGGCCAGGUCUUCUCAAAUUGGGCUCAGGUAUGCAAUGCAGAAUCAAUCAGAGGUUUUCAACUAAAGUCAUAUUUUAUUUGUUUGAUAUUAAAAUGAUUGAAGCAUCUACAUCUACUUGUGGUAGAAACUUUCUGUCCUUUUGUUUAGUUCAGGAUUGUGAUGCAUUACCUAUCAGAGAUGACAGAAGAGCAGACACUCAUCAUGUGUUCAGGGCACCCACAGGGAUUGUUUCCCAGUAGUCCUUCUGCUCCAAGAGCUGUUAUUACUAACGGAAUGGUAAUUAAAGCUGAUUAUAUUGUGAUUAUGAUCAUGAUUUUUUAGUAAAGGGUGCUGCGACUGAGUUUACUCUAGCCAAGGCCAGUCAACAUGCUCUAAUCUGUUAACCCUUUAAGUCCUACUAGUGACCAAGACAGAAUUUCUCCUCACACUAUCAGUACAAUUUCAAGUAGACAAGUAAUGAGAAUAAAGAAAAAAUCAAUUAGUGAAUUAUUGGUUGAUCCAAUUCUAAAUUCUCUAAACUAACAUCAUAUGAAUUGUAUGGCAGACAUUAAGGAGAAUUACUAAUGAAAUCUUGGUAGCUAAAGGGUAAUAAUUUAUUUUGUCGCCUGUUGAAUUUAUCUAGGUUAUCCCUAACUACUCUUCAAGAGACAUGUAUGACAAACUGUUUGCGCUGGGAGUGACAAUGUAUGGUCAGAUGACAGCUGGAAGUUACUGUUACAUCGGACCUCAGGGGAUUGUUCAUGGAACAACAGUAAGCAGUACAUAAAUCAUUGAAUUCUAGCUUCAAGUAACUUGCAAAACUCUACAAGCAGUACUCAAGCAAACAUACGUACAUGUAACUCUGCCAUUUCCAUGUCCAUUUCUCGUAUUGGAAUCCGAGACAAAAAAGUAGACAAAUUGUUAUAUUCUGAAAAAGCGUCGUUGUCGGUUUGUGUCCCAAUUAUCUUUUUUUUCUUUUUGGAGCACCUCUUUCCCUGAAUAACUUGCGACCUUAACCCUUUAACUCCUACACGUGACGAACAUAUAACUUCUCCCUUUAAUAUCCAUACGUUAUCCAGCAAACAGGUCAUGAGAAUACUCAAACUUGUCAAGUAGAAAUUACAAUCUUGCUCUAUCACCAAAUUCUCGUAGCUAGCUAACAAGGAAAUGUGUAGCAGCUUAAAGGGAGAAUUAGUAAUCAGAUCUUGGGAGUAAAUAGGUUAAGCAGUCUGGACGGUAACGCAAAGGAAGACUUCCAUUAAAAAAUGAAUCGACAAUUUUUUGCUAGAAUUUCGCAAAUGGCCGAAUGUGUUUACUGUCUCCUAAUUCGGCGCCACACCUUAACUUUAGCCAAAUGGAUGUAAACAACGUUGACUCUAAUUCCAGAUGGAAAAUUGAACUAUUUGCCGUCGGGGUUCCGCUCUCAGACAACGCAAAUUUUGGUGAAUUCACGUUGUUAAUUUCCAAAGGACGGAAACCUAUUGCAACUUGUUGGGUGGUGUUGAAUCAAGUUUGAAAAUGGUCUAAUUUUUGCUGCAACACUUUUGAAGUUGCUCGCGUUUGUCCAGCUCCUUCACAACAUCUCACAACACGAUCCAACUGUGGAAAGUUGCAAGAUGUUUCGUUGAAAUGUUGCGUGCGUUUGACGGGGCCUUGAGGUACAAUGUGGGUCAUUCAAUGAACCUAAUUUUAAAUAUUCCUUUAAAAAGGCUUUAUGACUGUUAUACAACAGUUUGUAAUGGAUGGACAUGUAGCUAAAGAAAUUUCAUGAUUAUUUGUAUGUUUGAUUCCAGAUCGUUGUGUUGAACGCUGGAAGGCGACAUCUAGGAGUCAAUGAUCUUCAAGGAAAGGUACAGAAUUCAGUGAAUGGUACAUUUAAACUGCUUUGUUUAUUUUUUCAUCAAUUUUUACAUGACUUUGAAAAUCAAUGUAUAAUGAUUUUAUUUUAUAAUGAUGGUUGUCGUACGUGUGUUUAUUUUUCUUGUUAUUCUUACAUUAGGUUUUUGUCACCGCCGGUCUUGGUGGAAUGAGCGGAGCCCAGGCUAAAGCGGCUGUGAUUGCUGGUUGUAUUGGUGUAGUGGCAGAGGUACUUUGCAUCACCGUAACACAAAAACUGCAAUACGCUUUUCUAAAUUGGUCAGUUCUCGCUUGUUCAUCUGUCCUCCAAUCCAGUAGUCCAUCUCGGCAUUCAGUUCCUCAAUCCCUUCAAUCAUCUGUACCUCAGUCCACCUAGAUACAGUGUAUCUAUCCAAAAGCUCUACAUUUACCUUUCCCAGCGGAAUCAGAAACCGCAAAGGCUCGAAUCCUUACGAGGCAGACAGAUUUUGUUGUUGAUCCACGCUCGUUACGAAUUCGUACGACUUUCCUCGGCCUUUGCUCUUUUCUUGUACUUUUACAUCUCGUUUUUGUUUAUUAUUCGUUUCCUGUGUAAAAGUUCAUUUCCUCCUUCUUUCGUCAAUCCAUUUAUCGACCCAUUUGUCUGGUUUCCGGUCAACUCGUCACCACAACAAACUCGCCACAACUGAAGGUCAAAUCGCCACUGGUGGUGAUUUGACUCAGACGUUAUUUGUGGCGUCUCGAAUGAAACUUAUAUUAAAUAAUAGCUUAGUAUAGAACCAUACGCGAACAGACACAAACCUGCUUCCCUUUUUUCUUUUUUUCGCUCUGUAGCCACUGUUGCGCCGUUUUACUAACGGAACGCUUGAAACAGGCUACUCUUUACAUCGCUCCAACAGUCUCUUUGUCAGGUCGUCCGAACAUUUUCUUCCUGUUCGCUGUUCUGUUCAGCCGUCAAUUUGUUAUCCGUGAACUUCAGGGAGACUGACCAUAAGUCUUUACUGGUCGCCCUGAAUCGCUGUUUUUAACUCUAUCUUCAGGUCGAUGAAGCUGCAUUAAAGAAGAGACACGAACAAGGGUAAGAUUUUCCUCAUGGUAUUAUUGGUCCAGGCUUUUUGUCACCGCAUUAGCGGACCAAACAAUAUUCAACGUUCCAGGAAGACUUGCACACGAGAGAUUCUGUAUCAAAGUGCCCAAACGGUGACAUGUGCUAUUAAAGUACCUCGUUCCAGGCAACUUUGAGUUUUGCUAAGUGAUAUAUGAUGGGGAUGCCCUUUUUUUUUUUUUUUUUUUAUUCAGGUGGCUCAUGGAAUACUCAUCCAAUGUUGACCAAUGUGUGGAGAUGAUCAGGUACGUGCUACGCACGGCACUUAAAAAAAGCAAAUAACUCUUUUAGAUAAAUAAGGGUUUAUAAAUUUUAUUCUUCCUGAGCUCCUUUUUUCGAUUUUGUUUUAAGGGGAAAUCCUAUGGUGGCCUAUAGCGGUAAAAAAGAUACAAUAAAAUUGACCAGGGAGAUCGGAGAAUUUUAUUUCCUUGUCGGACAGUAAGAUUCCGAAUAGCGAAGCUAUCAUAUGUCUUUGGACAAAUUCACUCAACAGGUGUUGUCUGCGAUUGUAGAUAGAAUCGAGAGCUCUGGCCGGGGUUGUGUUGUGCGCUAAACUAUCACUGGACCUCUCUCCACCCAAGAGUAUUUAAACUAUUUUCUCUCUUAACGUAAAUGACUACGCUAAUUUUUUUUUCAGGAAAGCGCGAGAGUCGAAGAAGCCUUGCAGCUUGGGAUAUCAUGGCAAUGUUGUCGACUUGUGGUAUAUAUUCUUGUCUUUCCUAAACUUCUUUGUUAGUCUCGUUUUUGAAGUAAUAUUUUUAGUAGUCAGAGCCCUUUAAGUUUACGGUCGUGAGUCAGAAAUGAAAACCUUUGUCGAGAUUUCCCUCCAUAAAUCCUUUCCCAUGUUUUACGAGCUUUUCAUAAGGAUUUAAAGGGCGUUUCCUGAAAGAACUUGAUUAACCCUGUAACUCCCAUGGGUGACCAAGACAGAAUUUCUACUUACAACAUCAAUACAAUAUUGAAUAGUGAGAAUAAAGAAAAAUAUCAAUUUAGGGAAAAAUAAGAAAAUCCCAAAACUGAAUUCUCUGAACUAACAUCAUAAGAAUUUUAUGACUGACAGUAAGGAGAAUUACUAAUUGGAUCUGGAAGUUUAAGGGUUAAAUGAGAGCUCAAAUUUAAAUAUACUCAGCAAACUAUUUGACGCGUGUUAAAAAGCAAGUGACAAAUUCGCGAAUGGAUUUAGUUUCGUAUUUGAUGGGUUGUGAAAAUGGCGCAAGUUCUGCUCGCCCAAAACUAGUGCAACUCCGGAUUGUUUUUCAAGCCCUUUAAAACUAUCCUUAAGUACUUCUUUGUUGCUUGCUUACAGGGAGCGUCUUGAACAAGAAUAUGAAAAGACUGGCGAUCUUCUUGUGGAGCUGGGCUCGGAUCAAACAUCACUUCAUAAUCCCUUUAAUGGAGGUUACUACCCUGUUCAGGUUAGUAUCAGCUCGAAAGAAAAUCUCUUUCUCUAGAUCUCGUCUUGCCUUUUAUAAUCUGAUUUUGCUACUCAUGUGUUUUUCGUUGACACAUUUCGUAAAUUCAUGAAGCUUCUUUGGUUGGUUGAUCGUUGGUUGAUCUAGGUAACCUUUGAGGAAGCUAAAAGAAUUAUGAAACGGGAACCAGAAAGAUUCAAAGCUCUCGUCCAAGAGAGGUGAGGAAAUGAGCUUCUUUCUGGUUCAAGCUGUUCAGCUGUUCACUUGUUCAUUGCCAAAUUUUGUCGCUCUAAAAUAAACUUCACUUAUUUUAUGUUUGUACGGUGGGUUUUGUUUUCUUAUGCUUUGGCUUUGCUGUUCUUGCUUUUUCGAUUCUACCUUUGUCUAUUUUAGCGACCUAUUUUGCACUUGCGUUAUAGAAAUCACUAGUUUGGUACAUGAAGUUUUCCUAGACUGAUAUAGCACGGUAAUAGUCUCAACAGACCCUAGGCAGUCGGAACUACAAUGCCGAGAAAGACAUCGUUUUAAAAAAAUUGAAUGUCUAUUUUUAAAUAGAAUUCGCGAAUGGCUGCAUGUGUUUACGUCUCUUACUGCGAAACACCUCAACUUCAGCAUAACGUUUAUAAGCAGCGUUGACUUCCAAAUGGAAACUACGGGGUUUCCGUUUCCAGACCAUGCAUAUUUUGAUGAUUUCACAUUGUUGUUUAGCAGAGGACGGCUAAGAAAUGUACAAAAUUUUAAAACGCACGUGCUGAGUCAUUGUUUUAGCCAUUAGGUUUUUUGUUUUGCCACGUUACCGUCGCCGUCGUGGUUUGCUUAAAAGGAGGUGAAGAAAACCACGCCGAGAACGUCACUAGACAAAAGGUUUAAUGAGAAGAGCAGUGGCUAUCCACGUGCGUUAUAAAUAUUUGUAAAUUUCUAUGCGCCCUCUGCAAAACAACAACGUGAAAUGACCAAACUCUGCGUUCUCUGGAAAACGUGGUCGACGAAGGCUAAUUUUUUAAAUUUCUAUUUCUAAUUUAACGCUGCGUUCCAUAUUCAGUUUCGAGAUAGUUUUGACAGUGAGAAACAAAUUAAAUGACUUUAGAGUAUCGCGAGAUUCUUAAGUAAAACUUAAGCUAAUUUUUUAACUGACGUUGUCCACGGCGUCACCGUCGCCAUUUCUUAAAUUUUGUAAUGUCCCUGAUACAAUAACGACGGUGUGGUUCUAUAUUUUGCCCAAAGUAACGACAAAAGAUGAAUAAAUGUUGCCCCGAAGGUGGCUGCUAAGCUCUAAGUUCAAUAGUAGCUGGUCUGAAAAUGGUUAGAAAGAGCACUUGGAUAGUUACUGUUUAUUGUACCAUUUCAGCCUACGUCGACAAGUGGCAGCGAUUAAUAAACUCACUGAUGGUGGAAUGUUCUUUUGGGAUUAUGGGGAAUUUUACCGGUCGUAGGGAAACCACGAAAACCAAGAUUUAACGGUUUUAUUUAGAUCAAGUCACGAUCGUGAAAUUACAGGUGAUGAAUCUACUUGAAUUGGACAUCCUAUGGAUAACCAAAAUAACAACAUUAAAAUUAACAUAAACAAAUCAUAAAAGGCUAAAUUAAAACUUCUCUUUAAAGAUUGGCUUAAACAUUUGCAGCUGAUUUUCCGUCUAUUAUUUUUUUUUCAGAUUUUUACCUUUUCCAUCAAUCUUGAACAGAUUUUUCCAUAUCGGUUUGUGCCUGUUUGGAACGAAAGAACGAAAGUUUUGUUCAUUAUCUGCAAAGGGACACUAACUUUGCUUUUAUAUGCUGAUGUCAACAAACCAAUAGGGAAAAGAUAAACGUUGUAACUACGAUCGUAACUAGGCACACAAAAUCUAAUUGGUUUUUUAAUCUAAAACUGGUUUUUUUGUUCGAUAUCCUUGACACUAUGUUUUUUUAGAUUUUUCCUUUUCCAUCAAUCUUGAUUUUUCCCUUUUCUGUUUUUUCUUAUCUGCACAGGAGCUGAUGUCAACAAAGAGAGUGCUCCACCAGGCGUUUUCCGUUACCCCUCUUAUGUACAAGAUAUUAUGGGGUAUGAUUCAUGAUGAAUAACACGAAAGAUUAUUCUCAAAACCUUCAAAAUGGUAAUAUUAUUGGUAAUUCAAGCAGUUUAGUGGCAUGCAAGAGAGACCCAAGUAAGACGCAAUUUUCAAGUCAGUUCUCAUAGAUAGCUGCAGUCUUGUCAUAUUUCUUCGCGAAUGGUGCACUGGUGAUUGAUAUGCAUCAAUCUUUAAGAGUUCCUCGUUUUCAUCUUUGGUAUAUGUACCAUAUAUGAAUAAUCUUUUUCCUUCCUUUCUGUCCAUCUCAGGGUACGUUAUUGUGCUGUUCUUUGGUUCAUAAACAAGAUUUGCUUUUUUCUUUUUUUCCUUAGGGAUAUAUUUUCUUUGGGAUUUGGGCCGUUCAGGUGAGUUAAUUACAAGGUGUUACACAUGUAUCGACAAUGAUCAAAAUCACGAGCAAUGACCCUUGCAAUUUAGCUGCAAUUUAUCAUUAUUAAUAAUAUUUAACAGUAACAUUUAAUAUUUAUACAGCGCAAAUUAACAUACAGGAGGAUAUGAUCAAAUGAGCCUAUUAUCAUUAGCGUUAUCAUUAUUGAUGUAAUUCAUCUUAUUUCAUUCUGGAGGUGGGUCUGCACAACAGGCCUGGCAGCUGAUUUAGCGACAACAGACGAGAUUGCCAAAAAAGUCUUCCGAGAAAUUAUUGCGGAAGGAUGUAAGUUCAAGUUCAUUUGUUUGUUUGUUUGUUUGUUGGCUUCACUUUUAACGGGUUUGAUUUUAGGGUAUUAAUUAUUUUCCUUGGUUUCAGUGCCCGCUAAUGUCCAGGCGCAGUAUGAGGAUAAUUUGAAGUGGAUCGAGGAGGCUCAUCAACAUAAUCUGGUUAGACGCGUUUUUCUUUAAUAUCAUUUUUGUUUUUUUAUAAAUCUGCUUGGGUUGCGCUGCUGCAUUCUGAUUGGCUGUGUUACUCGCUAUCUAUGCCAUCGUAGAUAACGAAUAAAGUGAGUUGUCUAACAGUGUGCUAUUUUGAAAAAAUAAAAUAAAAACACGAGGCUGUCUUGUGGCGAAGUUUUCAAACAAAAUCGCAUAUUUCAUACUAAAAGAAUCACAUUAUUCACCCUUGAUUCGUAUCCUUGCUAGGUAACUGGCCCUUGCCCACUUUAAUUAUCACAAGAUAAAAAUCUCGAGCCAUAACUCAAUUGUUCAUUUUGGCACAUUGUCACUAUUUUAAGGAAUACACAGUUAAAGGUGUUUAACACUAACCAGACCUCCCUCUCCCUUUACUCCGCCUCUCCAUCCGCUAUUCAUGGGACGUUAAAUAAUGAUUUAAAGGACGCUUUUCGAUUGAGUGUCGUAAAACCGAAGCUAAAGUUAUCAUAAAAGCCAAUCAGAAGAAAAUAAAAUACCUUUAAGAGCCAAUGAGAACUCAAAGUGAAAAUAACCAAACAACCUAAAGCGCGGGAAAACGCGGACGACCAAGUCGUGAUUGGUUUAGGUUUGCAUCUGAUUGGUUGAGAAAGCGGCGCGAGUUUUCUGGACCAAUCACAGAGCGAAGUAAAGCAAUACCAAAGCAAUCCCAGAAUUCUUUCGACACUAUUGAAAAUUGCCCUAGUGGUACUACGAUGAAUAAAUCGGAUCAGCAAAAGACGUUCACGAAGUGGUGGUUCUUAUUUGAACAACAUUUCCAGUUCGAUUUGAAUAUGGAAGUGCUGCUUUUUGGGAGGGACAAGGUAAAGUACUGAAAAAGGGAAAUUGUGUUCGACUUUCAGGUUGUUGGAUCUCAAGCACGGAUUUUAUACUCCGAUCAGCGAGGCCGCGUUGCUCUCGCAGAGGCAUUUAAUAUGGCAAUACGUGACGGGAUAUUGUCGGUUAGUGGUUUAGCGUUUUGACAUGCAUUUUUUAAACUAUGUAAUGAGCAGUUUAACCCUUUCACUGCCAAGAUCUCUUAAGGAUAAAUUCUCCGCACUGUCUACCAUACAAUUCGAAUGAUGUUAGUUCAGAGAAUUUGGUAUCGGAUCAACUAAUAAUCCACUGAUUGAAUUUUUUUCUUUUCCGUCAUCACCUGUCUACUCAUAUUUUAUUGAUGUUGUGAGGAGAAAAGGAGAAAUUCUGUCUUGGCCACUCAUGGGAAUGAAAUGGUUCAAAGAGUGAUUUUUACAUUUAGUCGCUCUCCUAAGAGGAUUAAUAUGAGGCUACACAUAAUAAUGAUACUAGGCAAACAAACAAACAAGCAACAACAACAAAAAAAAAACAGCGAAAAACCGAAAUAGGCUAAGCUACCCUAUAAUUAAUAGUAGAGUAUAAAGAGGCACCUAAUUUACAAGACCUAUUUCUUCAACACGUCUAUUAAAGCAUGCCUCCUUCCCUGGCUAAUGACUUUAUUUAUCCAUGGUACCUUUCCAGGGUUGUGUUGUUAUCAGUCGGGACCACCAUGAUGUCAGUGGAACGGACAGGUAAACUGAUAGAGCUUUAUCACUGGUGGAGAAUUCUUACUUAACUAAGUGCCCUCUUUUAUUUUGGCUCAUCUGGGGCAUUAUUGUAAGAACCGAUCUUCAUUUCGUAAAGAAGAAAUACUUGUGAAGAAACGUACUGCGACGACAGAUUACGACUAAAAGUGUUCUUUAUUAGGUUUGCAACGAUUUUAUUGGAAAAAAAAAGAAACAUUGAUUUUUCCAACGUGCUUUUGGACAAGCGUUCACAUAACAUGUUCGUUGCUUCCUAAAUCAUCCCUGACUUUCUACUUUUAUGCAUAAUGUUUUGUUUGUUUUUAAGUCCAUACCGAGAGACUUCAAAUGUCUACGAUGGAUCCAGUUUCUGUGCAGGUUUGUGGCUGAAUAGUAAAGCUCUGUUCUUUUGACUUGGAGAACGCAGGAUUUUCUGUUCUUAUGUCUAUUUUUUUUGCGUGUCUGUUUGUUGAUGUUGUUCGUAAAAAGAAUCUUAUGUGGUUGUCACUUUGUUAACACUACACCGUAACAUCAGUAUGCAUAUUCUCCACACUGUUUUUUUACAUUUCCUAAGAUUCUCACAAGAGAAUUUGUUUAACAAUCAAGAGCUUCUUUAGUUGUUUGAUCUAAGAGUGACACCGUAAGGAGAAAUAAGACGUGGAGUCACUCUUAGGGGUUCAAGGGUUAAGAUAACACGUGAUCUAAAUGGUGCAACUGAAAUAGUCAUGUAAAUGUUGCUAUUUCCAGUAUUAAUAAUGUUUGCUUAUAUUUUUGUUUCUUGCAGACAUGGCGGUUCAAAAUGUAAUCGGAGAUUCAUUCCGUGGAGCUACAUGGGUCGCUCUUCAUAACGGGGGAGGAGUGGGAUGGUAAGUUUCAUAACAGGGGAGGAGUGGGAUGGUAAGUUUUCAUAACGGGGGAUGCAGUGGAAUGGUAAGUCUUAAUAACUGGGGUGCAGUGGGAAGGUAAGUCUUCAUAACUGGGGUGCAGUGAGAUGGUAAGUCUUCAUAGCAAGGGUGGAGUGGGAUGGUGAGAUCGAAUAUCUCUGCCUUUCCCUGCCAAGAGAGAAACGCACCGGCAAUCAGUUCUUCUUAGAUGGUAUAAAUGGUCGUGGCUAUUCAGAUGUUGAGCUACUGAUAUUUUGUUUUCUUUUAGGGGUGAGGUUAUCAAUGGAGGCUUCGGUCUUGUCUUAGACGGAUCAGAAGUAAGUUAAGUUGAAGAUUGUUUAGGGGUUUGAUUACCCAAAUGUUCGUGGAUGUUUAUGAUAAAUAACUUCUCGUGCACAUCUGAGUAAGUGCUAUUGCUGAAGGAACACUAAAGGCCUGUUUAUUGGGUUAUACCGGCUUGCGCUUUGAGUAACAAAUUCUUUCCUCUUUUUUUCCGUUCUAUGACAGGAGGCCAGUAAAAGAGCUCAUAUGAUGUUAUCAUGGGACGUCAGUAACGGAGUAAGAGAAGACUUGUUUUUUCUAACCCUCAAAAAGUAAUGAAUUGGUAACGUUGGUAAAAUUUUGCUUACUGAUAUCUGGUAUUCAAUAGCUUCGUCUCUCCUUCCUUUCCCCCGAAUACUUAAAAUCGUGUCCAGAUUGGUGUCUCCAUUCUAGAAUUUCACCUUUAAUGUAGGUCGCUCGCCGCUGUUGGUCAGGGAAUCUUCAUGCCAAACAAGCCAUCUGCAAAGCCAUGAAGGAGAAUGAGUUACUCAAAGUGACAAUCCCUAACUUAGUGGAGGACUUGACUUUAUUGGACAACGCCCUGAACAGUAGUCAAGAAUUGCCUGCAGAUGCAAACUAAGAAAAAGGAAAGAUAACUCUAACAUCAAAUGAAGAGUUCAUCACAGCGAUCUCUUAUUCGAGGGGAAAGAAAUAUAAAAACCAAAAAAAGAAACAAAAAUAAGGGGAAAGUGGUGAGAGGUAUAAAUAAACAUCAGUCUACCUCGCCAAAUAGCCAAAACUCGAGGAAAAUGAGCCGGUUUGUUUUGUGUUGACAAAAUUUGAUCAUUGGGUGAUAAUGAUAAUGGUGGGAAUGAUAAUUGUAAUGUAGCUCUGAACAUACCACGAAGUGGUUCUUCUGAUCCACUGUUUCCAGUUCGAGCUGAAUUUGGAAUGUUGGUUUUU